This is a messenger RNA of Branchiostoma belcheri (Belcher's lancelet), 2189 nucleotides long. RefSeq lists its product as uncharacterized. The coding region runs from base 32 to 1609 and encodes 525 amino acids. The record is from RefSeq and is a predicted model, not a curated record. The transcript is spliced from 4 exons. Lineage: Eukaryota; Metazoa; Chordata; Leptocardii; Amphioxiformes; Branchiostomatidae.
UCACAUGCGUUCGAAAGUCCGUGGAGGAAAGAUGGCGAACUUCACGCUCCCAAACUUGACCUUGAAAAACGAGCCGUUUACGCGAAAUGAAGGUCUUCAGCACCUAUUACUGGUUGAUGGACUACAGAUCAACGAAGAAGACUCGCUCUAUUUCUCAGAUAGUGAGGACGAAGAGCUUUUCAUGGAGAACACUGGCCUCAACAGCCACACAACUGUGACAGUCCCCCUGACACAAGAGUGGAUGUCUGAGCUGGAAUGUAAUGUUGAUGAUGGUUUUGGCCCUUACUUCAUCUUGGAGAAAUUUCUAGCAAGUCUUCCAGAGUACAAGACUGAGGUAGCUGAUGAACUGGACAGGGAACUGGAUGUUGAAGGACUUGUUUUGCAAUGUGACCCAGGUACAGGUCACAAUCGGAUGAGUUGCACCUACCAGUGUAGCGAGACAACCGGUGAAACAGUAGCUAAGCACAUCAGUGAUGCAGAUAUUCCUGAGAUUGGCAUCCCAAGUGAAGGGGUUCUGUUGGGCAAUAUUGAACAGAACACCACGGGUUUCCGCACCAAAGGUGCUGGCUUGUUGCCUUUCAACAAAGUUGACUUGGAGGGAUUCAUGGGUCAAGAGAAGCCAGUUUUGCGUGAUGACCCUGGAACUGAAGCAUGGCAGUGCUUGACAAGAAGUCAGGCUGGUUCAAUAUACUAUUCAGAAGAGGAAGACUGGAUGUCUGAUGGGCUGGGACACUACAUUGGUGGUCCUGACGGUGACAACAUGGAGGAGAGACUGGCUCACCACAUAUCCAGUGCACCAAAUGGCCAGCAGCCAGACCGCAAUAGAGAGGGGGAUCCUUCAGAAGUGCCCGACGAACAGUCAGACUGUAGUGCAGAGGAAGCAUCCUAUUGCUAUCUGCUUGAAGUGACUCAACAGUACCCUUUGGACCUGUUUGAGGUGGACCAACAGUCAGGAAGUGGUACUGAGGAGGUGUUCUCUCUCCUGGAUCCCUUUGAGGUUCCAAUGGUGGCCAAGUGGCAAAACAGUAAUCCUGAGCACAAAGCUGUGGUGGUGAAGAGGCUGUCGAGGUACGACCUUUUCUACGGUCCCACACACCGUGCACGUUCCCCAAGCUGCCCUCUGAUUGGUGAACGUGGUGACAGCAGGGAACGCAGCCCCAUAUGCAGUGACACAAGUGAGGUGUGUGUACUGGAACACAAUGCUUCGCAGUGCCACAAAGGAAAACACAAUGGUGUAAGGGCCACCAGAAGAACAGCAAUGCAGACUGUCACCUGGAAGACACAUUGUAGCAUCAGCAACCGUACACCAUGCACUGUAAACCUGUUACUUGGCUGCCCCUUCUGGCUUCUUCUCAUGGGUUUACCCAGUCUUGUCACAGCAAUGAUUGAUGCCAGACAAAAUCUGGGUAAGCUCUUGGAAAAAAGCCCACAGGGGCAGCCACACUGGCAACCUCUGAUGGUGCAGAAAACAACUCUUUCAUCAGCUAACAUACAAGGUGGAAGACCUGUUCUCUGUAAUGUCAGAGCUUGCAUGGCAACUGGCAUCCAGUUGUCGGGGAUAUACCAGUGGCUGCCCCCAUUUCUGUGCACCUACCAGUGUGAGCCCUAAUGGAAUGUCCCUCUGAUGUUUAGGACAACUUGGUGGGCAUCACACUGGUUGGUGCACUGCCCCUUUGGAAUAGGUGAUGCACCUGUUCCCAAAGUGGGCUUGUUUCUUGUGCGGUGUUGGAUAUCGUGUAUCUGUACAUGUACACCUUAUAUAUAUAUAUUUUAUAGAAUUGUUAAGGCUCCUACUGAAAACUCUGAAAUUCAAAAGCACUUUGGUAUUUCCAACAUUUUGAACUCAGUAUAGCUCUGGGCAGUUUUAUAUCGUAUACCUUACCUGUCAACAUCAAAGUAAAAGUACAAUGUCUCUUAAAUUUACACUAUACCAAAUUACUGAGGACUGCAGCUUUCUCUUGUAUGUAUGUUUCCUGGACACAUUUACUGGAGGAGCAGAACUGUGUUGAUUGAAGAUAAACAUUUGAAAAUCUGAUUGUAUAACAUAAUUUGAAGCCAUGGAAGAAGAUAAGUUUUUAAGGAAUCAUGAGUAGUCUGCUCUUAACCAAACCCUAAUGUGAAUGAUUUUGGAGUCAAAGACUUUUUAGAGUGAGUCUGAUACAUUGUAGUUUAUACAUGUACAGUUUUUA